This is a messenger RNA of Amphiprion ocellaris (clown anemonefish), 3273 nucleotides long. RefSeq names its product BRCA1 associated protein-1 (ubiquitin carboxy-terminal hydrolase) (gene bap1). The transcript has 17 exons. The record is from RefSeq and is a predicted model, not a curated record. The coding region runs from base 155 to 2386 and encodes 743 amino acids. Gene Ontology annotation, cellular component: cytoplasm. Gene Ontology annotation, biological process: protein deubiquitination; ubiquitin-dependent protein catabolic process. Gene Ontology annotation, molecular function: cysteine-type deubiquitinase activity. NCBI's taxonomy places the organism in Eukaryota, Metazoa, Chordata, Actinopteri, Pomacentridae.
UGUAGGCGGCCAGUUCUGUCUAUUGUGUUUAUCUUGAGCACUCCACAGUUGUUUCGUGAAUGGAUACGGCGUUAUCUUUGAAUAUUCUCACCUUGCCUUCCGACAUGGACUGGAAGACAUCUUAAAUAUUAGUCCGCUGUGCACAAAUGCAAAAAUGAACAAAGGCUGGCUGGAGCUGGAGAGUGAUCCAGGACUGUUCACUCUGCUGGUGGAAGAUUUUGGUGUCAAAGGGGUCCAAGUGGAGGAAAUCUAUGACCUUCAAAGCAAGUGCCAGAGUCCUGUCUAUGGCUUCAUCUUCCUGUUCAAGUGGAUCGAGGAACGUCGGUCCAGGAGGAAAGUUAACACUUUGGUGGAUGAGACAUCAGUCAUUGAUGAGGAAAUUGUAAAUGAUAUGUUUUUUGCUCAUCAGCUGAUACCAAAUUCAUGUGCCACCCACGCUUUGCUGAGUGUCCUUCUAAACUGCAGCGGAGUCGAGCUUGGCACCACCCUUAGUCGUAUGAAGGCUUUUACAAAAGGCUUUAGUCCAGAGAGCAAAGGUUAUGCAAUAGGAAAUGCCCCAGAGCUUGCUAGAGCUCAUAACAGCCAUGCCAGACCGGAGCCCAGGCAUUUGCCAGAGAAACAGAACGGCAUCAGUGCAGUGCGGACCAUGGAAGCCUUCCACUUUGUUAGCUAUGUGCCCAUCAAAGACCGUCUCUUUGAGCUUGAUGGACUCAAGGCUUACCCCAUUGACCAUGGGCCCUGGGGUGAGGAGGAGGAAUGGACUGAUAAGGCUCGGCGGGUUAUUAUGGAGCGGAUUGGACUGGCCACUGCCGGUGAACCGUACCAUGACAUCCGCUUCAACCUGAUGGCAGUGGUGCCUGACCGCAGGAUGAAGUACGAGUCCAAACUGGAAAUUCUAAAGAGGAAUCGACAGACCGUUCUUGAGGGUCUACAGAAGAUGAUCCGACUCACUCAGACUGAACUUGUCCAUGACAAAAAGCAGCAGGACUCUUCUUCUCCUGAUGAUAGUUCCACUGCCAUCAAGAAAGAAGCCGAUGCGGAGCCAGUUACAUCCCAAGGGGCUGAUCAGGCUUCUUCAGACGAGUCAGGAGUUCAGUCCAAAAACACCCCUAGCCCUUCAGGAAACUCUAAGGUUAUGGGAAAACCACCAGUCCCCACUGGAGGAGGACUUCAGCAGGUCACCAAUCCCAACCCCAUUGUUCAACGCCUGCCUGCCUUCCUGGACAACCACAACUAUGCUAAGUCUCCAAUGCAGGAGGAGGAAGACCUUGCAGCUGGUGUUGGUCGCUCUCGGAUGCCAGGUCCCCCACAGCCUCCAUACUCAGACGAUGAGGAUGACUAUGAUGAUGAUGAAGAAGAAGUGACUGCAUCUGCAGGCACAUCCAGCAGGGUUAGACGAAAGGCAAGUCUGCGCUCACGAACAGGGCGGGUUGCCACCGGAAUGGAGAGCCAGAUCGCCCUCAGUGUUCUGGCUGAGAAACUGAAGAAGGAAGUCCAAAGGAAAGAUGCCCUGAAUACACCACUGUCUGUACGCACCGAGGGUCGCACUGGGGGCAUUUGUAUCACAUCUGCUUCACAGCCUUCCCCCACGCCCAGCAACGAAAGCACCGACACAGCCUCUGAGAUUGGCAGCGCCUUCAACUCCCCGCUGCGCUCACCGGCACGGUCCCAGGCUGCUACACGCCCGUCCAGUCCAGUUGCUUCCCAUCUGUCUCGCGUGCUGUUCGGAGAGGAUGAGAUGCUGAGGCUAGACUCCAGACAUAACCGAGCUGUGAGAGAACUCGGUCCCUCUGUCAGUGUAGCCUUGCUACACCUACAGGAGGACGGAGUCAUCUAUGCUCUCCCUCCAUCUGCAGAUUUGGCUGCUGAUGGAACAAAGCGGCCCGGCACUCCUGAGAAGGCAAAAGACAAAGAGCAAGCAGAUGAAAAGGAAGGCGUGAACGAGGGAGAUGAAGGAACAUCUGUAGAGGUGAAGAAAGAAGAGGAGAACAAAGAUGAAACAGAAGUGAAACCUAGCAAGGAAAAGCUCAGUGCUGUUGACACUGCUGCAGACAGCAAGCCUCCCGGGGAUAAGUACUCACCUAAAGAGCUGCUUGCACUGCUCAAGUGUGUGGAGGCCGACAUUGCCAAUUACGAGGUGUAUCUGAAGGAGGAAGUAGAAAAGAGAAAGAAAUAUAAAAUUGAUGAUCAGAGGAGGACCCACAAUUAUGACGAGUUUAUCUGCACCUUUAUAUCCAUGCUGGCCCAAGAAGGCAUGUUGGCCAGCCUCGUCGAGCAAAACAUUUCCGUGCGUCGGCGGCAGGGAGUGAGUAUCGGCCGCUUGCACAAACAGAGGAAACCUGAUCGAAGGAAACGCUCCAGACCUUACAAAGCCAAACGCCAGUAAAUACAAACAAUCACAACUUCUGUAAGCAACCUGUGAGCACCAAGCAAUCACCACAGACAGAAGAAGAAACUGCUGCACUCCUGAAACUCUCCUUGAGGCAGUUUAGUGUGUUUUUUUUUUUUUUUUUUUUGCCAGAGCCUCUUCUGCUUCAUGAAAUCGACCAUGUGUUUGGUCAGCCCUUUUAUCAUUUUUGUAUAUAUGUAAUACCAUUUUAGACUCAGUGUAAAUUUUCCUCUUGUGCCAUUGCUAUCUCCAGUUUGUAAAUAUGAAAAAAAGGCAUGUUCACAAUGAUGCACCUGAAUGUUUUUUAUUGAAAGGAAUUCUCUACAGUUUUGUGGUCAGUAUAAUAGUUACUUGGUGGAGGGUUUAAGGAUUUCUUCAAAACUUCUCUGUAUGUCCUGAAAUAUACACUUUGGCAACCACAAGUCAAUAUCUCUUCAGCUACAUCCCUCUUUCAUGUUUUCACAGUGCCAAUCAAGUAUUGAAUGUUCUGACAAAAAAGGUAGUGUGACUCAUCCACUGCAUUUCACUUUCAGCAUACAGUGUAAAUAAUUCACUAUAUAACAUUAAAAUUGUCUUUUAAUCACCUUAUAUAUGGACAGUUUUAAUCUUAAUGAUGCAUCAGGGUUUUUCUUUUCAUUGGAAUGUCUUUUCAACUAAGGGUCUCUAGCUGUGUUUGUAUGUCUCUUGAGGUCCUGUGAAUGAAAAACAAACUCCUCUGUUAUUUUUGUACCUGAAAUGGAUCUCGCAGUGAGUGAAUAUUAAGUUGGAUGUGUGCAACUGUGUGUUUUGUACAUACGUAUCUGUUAACUGGCUCGCCUGUACACUGAAUACAGUUGUUCCUUGUGCUUGCCGUUUCAUACUACAAUAAAGUCAAUGAAAAUAUC